CGGACGGACGAAACGGACACUCAGUCAGUCGUCAGUGUCCCUGCGGCCUCCGAGGUGAGUGGGUGUGUUGCCGCAGCUCUUCCUCAAGGGUGACUCCUCAGUCUAGCAAUGCUGGCUGCCCGUACUACCUAACGCCAGCCAUCCCUCAUACCAGGUGUUGACAGACGCUGCCUCCCGCCUCUCCGUCAUCACCACGCAAGGGUCACCACGCGCCAACCAAACCCCAACAACCGAGAACAAACCAAGAAAACCGCAGGAGAGACAAACACUGCAGAUCCCCCUUAAAGCAACCAACAGAAAACGGACUCCUACCAGACCGCAAGAAGUAAACAAAUCUAUCGCUCCUUCUCCUCUUUGCCCCUUCGCUCCGAGUCAUGGCUUGGCUGAGUACCGAAUUCUACUACUACAAGGGGAGCCCUCCAUGCCGCGCCGUGUGGAUGACGCUCAAGAUGCUCAACGUGGAAUAUGAAGCAAAGGAAGUGGACUUACUGAAGGCCGAGAACAAGAGGCCCUGGUUUCUAAGGAUGAAUCCCCAACACACAGUCCCAACCUUCAACGACCAUAGCUUUAUUCUCUGGGAAAGUCGCGCCAUAAUGAUGUACCUUAUGAACAAAUACGCCACGGAGGAGAACCAGUACCUGUACCCGAAGGAACCAGAGGAAAGAGCGAAAGUGGACCGUAUGCUGUUCUUCGACAUGGGAACUCUCUACCAUUCCAUCAAGGAGUACUUUGCCCCCAAGAUAUACGACGGCCUGCCCCCGGACCCAGAGAAGGAGAACCUGCUGAAGACGAGCCUCGACCACCUGGACCAUUUCCUGGAGAUCGGCGGCGUGCCCUACCUGUGCGGGGAGAGGAUCACCAUCGCUGACGUGGCUGUCCUCGCCUCUGUCACUGAGCUGGACGCGAUGGAGUACAACUACAGGUGUUACGGGGAGUUCAACAGAUGGGUGGAGCGAGUCAAGGCCGCCAUCAAGCCUUACAAGGAGUGCUGCGAGGAGGGCGUGCGGAUGACCAAGGAUCGCACCAAGUUCCUGGAGACUGAAGUUAAGAAGCAGAUGGAGAAGGAGCGCAAGGCUUCCCUCCCCAAGAAGUAAACAAAGACACGGCGGCGAGGAAUGGCGGGUGGCGGGAAGGGGAGGGGUCACUGUUACAUCACGUAUGAAAAUAAUUAGACUGGGAUGUUAUUUCUAUUGCUGUUAUAGGGUGUGUGUUGACUGUUUUCCCGGCGUGUUUACCAAAAGCCGCCGCCCUCCCGCUAAGUGAGGCAGACUCGGAGCGCAAAGGUGUUAUGGGUUGCGCUGCGCAGUGUCCCGAGGGAAGCCUGCGCAGUACGAAGCAUGUAGCACAAAGGAACAAUAGUUUAAUGGAAGUAAUGGGGUUGAGUUCCCAGUCUGAUAUAUCAUCGGAGGGAGAGAAAAAAGCAUAAAAAAGGCCUUGCUGUUAGUUACAAUAAUAAUUUAAAGGGAAUGAAAUAAUUUGUUUGCGCCUCGGUAGAUCACUAAUUGUUGUGAGGAUUCUUGUUGCAGUCUCGCCAAGCUAUUAAUUGGUAGCCAUUUUUUUGGUGAUUCAUGUGUUGUGUUUUAUCUUUUGUUGGUUACUUUGGUGUUUCUUCUUGGCUUUCCGUGUUUCUGAGGGCUUGUUUUUGCUUCCUUCCACAGAGAGAGAGAGAGAGAGAGAGAGAGAGAGAGAGAGAGUGUGUGUGUGUGUGUGUGUGUGUGUGUGUGUGUGUGUGACUGCUUAAACUGCGCCACAACAACGGGAUCCUAUGGCGCAUACUUUUGUUAUUUAUAAGAAAGACGUAAUUUUUAAUGGUAUGGAUGUAAUUAACUAAUGUACGCUGACAUAUAUAUUUUUUUUUUCAAUUACUGAUAACUACAAAAACACUGAUUUCCUUAAGUAACUUGUUAAGAAACCAAUUUUACCGUCAAUAUUAAUAUAUAGUGUCGUAUCCCCUGCGUGACACGACCAAUCACAUGCCUGCAUUUUGUCUCAACCAAUGGGACUUUUCCGGGUCUUCAGUGCCUCCGUUUUCGUGGGAGGAUUAGGGUCUGUGUAACAGUGUGCCUGGUAAUUGUGCCUUCAAACACUACCCAAGCGUAUAUAAGGUCAUCAUUAGGUCAUUUUGAAGCGAUGACGACUUGGGUGUGGGUCUCGAAGCAGCUGUGAGAUGAAUGAACCACUGCCUCGAGCAGGUAAUGUUUCGAAGCUUCAAUAUCUUGUGCUCCGGUUAUUUUCUUUUAUAUCUUUAUAAAUUUGCACGUAGGGUUAACGUUCUUUGUGAAGAGAGAUUUUAAUCAUCUUACAACACUACCUAGAUUUGACGUAAUGCUUUCAACAAAAAUAAUUAGCACCAUUAUUGUCUGAUGACACAAUUAUGGCGAAGAUUGUGAUGCAACAGUCAUUCGCGCGUCCGUGACUGGCAAGGGGAAGGUUGACAAUGAGGUCACUGGAGGCGUGGUUUGGGUUGGCAUCACCUGUAAUUGGUUCUCAGAGUGGUAGAUGAAUGGAAUGGACUCGGUAAUCAGGUUGUUAGUGCGGAGUCAUUAGGGAGCUUCAAAAGGUUUGACAAUAUAUGACUAAAGAUGACAAGUGGAAAGGAUAUGCGUGCUUGAUACAGGGACUGCCACGUGUAGGUCUGAUGGCUUCUUGCGGCUUCCCUUAUUUUGUUCUUAUGCAAUCACAUGAGGCAGCACCAUCACCUGCACCACUAACACAUUAGUUAUCACCGUAUGCUGCAGUUAUAAUCACCGACACUCAUCACUGCUUGCUAACUACUCCGUUAUAAUCUCCUUAAUGGCAAGGUAUCCGAACAUAAUUACACAUCACAGCUUGAUAACUCGAGCACCACCGCCAUCUUGACAGCACCAUGUUGAAAGAUAAUUCUAUAUCACUGUUAUUAGAACUCGCAACUCAUUGCUUAUAUUGCGUCCACGGGUGAGAAAAAAAAUCACGUCAUCACAGAGGAGAGAGCGUUGGUGGGGAGGAGACGCUGAUCACUAGAGAACAGACAAGAAACACGUGCUGAUCUCCACCGCGACACUGUUGACACGCGCGCCAUCUAGUGAAUGAAAGACGCAUUACAAUCACCAGCUUUGGACCAUACUCUGCAACACUUCUGCGCCGCACCUCCAAUACUUUCCAAAGGCUCUUGUUGAAGUGACACGGAUUUUUAAGAGUAAUUUUAUGGUUCGGGUGACAGAUUAACAAGAUUUCUACACUACGAACUAGAGAAACACGCUUGAGAACGUGGCUAAUCAUGUCUGUGGCCUUUGGAAAUAGUCGUGGGUGGUGAGAAAGCAGGGCGUUUGUGAAUACAGGCCACUCCCCAUGUGUUGAUUCACCGUAAGCAAGUCAUCCAUCCGCCACUUGUUGUAAUAUACUGGAGGCGUUGCACUGAAAGGAAUGCAGUAACAGGGGACUUAAGGAGAGAUGGAAGGGGUUAACUGUUGUAUACUGUACGGCUGUUUUGUAUUAUCCUGAGCCCUUAUAUACGAUGUCAGGGUGUAUAGGAAGUGUAUUCACGAGAAACUUACACUCGCCCGCAAGUGACCUUAAAAGAAGUGUGUGUGUGUGUGUGUGUGUGUGUGUGUGUGUGUGGACUUUUUCUUCCUUACUAAUGCCGUGUGGUUGUCGUGCUCAGCAUUUUAUCUCAGCGACGUGUGUACAUAAGAGGAAAUAUAUACAUACAUACGUGCAUCCUUGGAGCCUCGCCUGGCCGCCGCAUGCGUUUGUUGAUCAGUGUAUGUAAUAGUUUAUCAUCAAGAAUAUUGUGGGUUUUGUUGCUUCUCAGUUGUGUGUGAAAUAAACUGAUUCUCUGAUGCCC
This is a messenger RNA of Scylla paramamosain (green mud crab), 3823 nucleotides long. Its product is annotated as glutathione S-transferase 1-1-like. Bases 375 to 1094 code for a protein of 239 amino acids. Gene Ontology annotation, molecular function: glutathione transferase activity. Gene Ontology annotation, biological process: glutathione metabolic process. Lineage: Eukaryota; Metazoa; Arthropoda; Malacostraca; Decapoda; Portunidae. The record is from RefSeq and is a predicted model, not a curated record. The transcript is spliced from 7 exons.